AUCCAUUUCGCCAAAGAAAUCUAAGACUACCUGAACACUCGUUCAAGUGGCUGUAGCUGUUUACGGUCUGCGAUCAGUCACACUUCAGAUUACCGGAAAUGUGUUCGUUGCUUUACUCAAACGUAAUGUCGUAUUAGUUUAUUAUCAACACAAAAUUUUAAGAUAAAGAACAAUUAAUAGUGAAUUACUAAGUGUAAGAAGGAUUGCAUUCUUCUGGUACAGUUUUUUCAACAAGUUUUCAACAUUGGAUAUGCCGCAUACUGGUCAAGCCGGUGUUAAUCAAUUGGGUGGAGUUUUCGUUAAUGGUCGUCCUUUACCAGAUUAUGUCAGAAGGCGAAUCGUUCAGUUAGCUCUGCUAGGCGUACGUCCAUGUGAUAUAUCCAGACAACUUCUAGUUUCCCAUGGAUGUGUUUCGAAAAUAUUGACGAGAUUUUAUGAAACGGGCUCAAUACGUCCUGGAUCAAUUGGUGGCGCUGGUUUACAGAAAAAUAAGUUUAAUCAUGGUAAUUUUUCAAAAAAAAAUCCAAAAUGUAAACAAGAUGCUAUAAACCGAACCCUUGGAUCGUCCAAUAUGCAAUCGAUGGUACAAAAUAUUCCUUGGAUGCAUCCUUUUGAUUUGUACUAUGAUCGAAUUCAUCAACACCAUCAAAAUGAUCAAAUAUUAAGCUCGUUAGUAGAUUCGUCUACAAGUAAACCGGCGCAAGGAUUGAAAAAACAAAGAACUCCUUACACCAUAGAAGAAAUAUUGAAACCAACAACACCACAGCAUAAGAAUCCUUCACCGUGUCGAUUAGUGACUGACGGUGUUUGCACAUGUGGUCUUUCCAGUAAUAUUGUUUCAACAGCAUUCUAUGUAGGCGUUCAGCAGCAAUCUAUGUGUUAUCAACAUAGGUUUUAAUUAAAUGUUACUUAUUGUGACCACGUUGUACAUCAGUUGUAUCAAAUGUAUGAUCUAGUUUAAACUUUAAAUUAGUAAAAAAUAUUGUUAUUGUAUUACUACUAUUAUUAUACGUGUGUUAAUGUGUGUGUAU
Molecule: messenger RNA, 1031 nt
Organism: Daktulosphaira vitifoliae (grape phylloxera)
Lineage: Eukaryota; Metazoa; Arthropoda; Insecta; Hemiptera; Phylloxeridae
Product: paired box protein Pax-8-like
Exons: 5
Coding region: 251-898 (215 amino acids)
Biological process (GO): anatomical structure development; regulation of transcription by RNA polymerase II
Molecular function (GO): DNA-binding transcription factor activity, RNA polymerase II-specific; RNA polymerase II cis-regulatory region sequence-specific DNA binding
Source: RefSeq, a predicted model, not a curated record